This is a messenger RNA of Pundamilia nyererei, 2138 nucleotides long. RefSeq names its product heat shock protein family A (Hsp70) member 1B (gene hspa1b). The record is from RefSeq and is a predicted model, not a curated record. Bases 109 to 2028 code for a protein of 639 amino acids. Lineage: Eukaryota; Metazoa; Chordata; Actinopteri; Cichliformes; Cichlidae. The transcript has 2 exons. Gene Ontology annotation, molecular function: ATP binding; ATP-dependent protein folding chaperone.
CAGAAGAAACAGAGGCAAAAGCUGACACGGAGGAAACAUCCCCAGGAUAUCCUUCUGAACUUCUGAGCACCAGAGAGCGCACCACUGAAAGUACUAGGAACCGGCGAAAUGUCUGCACCAAAGGGAGUAUCCAUUGGCAUUGAUCUGGGCACCACCUAUUCUUGUGUUGGGGUUUUCCAGCAUGGCAAAGUUGAGAUCAUUGCCAACGAUCAGGGCAAUAGAACCACUCCAAGCUAUGUGGCUUUUACCGACACAGAAAGGCUUAUUGGAGAUGCUGCCAAGAACCAAGUUGCAAUGAACCCCAAUAACACAAUCUUUGAUGCCAAACGGCUGAUUGGAAGAAAGUUUAAUGACCCAGUCGUACAGUCCGACAUGAAGCUCUGGCCUUUCAAGGUGAUUGACGAUAAUGGAAAGCCCAAAGUCCAGGUGGAAUACAAAGGGGAGACCAAGGCAUUCUAUCCUGAGGAAAUUUCCUCCAUGGUCCUGGUUAAAAUGAAGGAGAUAGCUGAGGCCUACCUGGGACAAAGGGUGUCAAACGCAGUCAUCACAGUGCCAGCUUAUUUCAACGACUCCCAGAGACAAGCUACCAAGGAUGCUGGGGUGAUCUCUGGACUAAAUGUUCUGAGGAUCAUUAAUGAGCCCACAGCAGCAGCCAUUGCAUAUGGCCUGGAUAAAGGCAAAACAGGAGAACGCAAUGUGCUGAUCUUUGAUCUUGGCGGAGGCACCUUUGAUGUGUCUAUUCUGACCAUUGAAGCUGGCAUCUUUGAGGUCAAGGCCACUUCAGGAGACACACACCUUGGUGGGGAGGACUUUGACAACCAAAUGGUCAAGCACUUUGUAGAGGAAUUUAAAAGAAAACAUAAGAAGGACAUUAGCCAGAAUAAGAGAGCAGUGAGGAGAUUGCGUACAGCUUGUGAGAGGGCAAAGAGGACCUUAUCCUCCAGCACUCAGGCAAGCAUUGAGAUUGACUCUCUCUUUGAGGGAAUUGAUUUUUACACCUCCAUCACAAGGGCACGUUUUGAGGAGCUCAACUCAGAUCUUUUCAGGGGAACACUUGGCCCAGUUGAGAAAGCCCUGCAGGAUGCCAAGCUGGAUAAAUCCAGGAUUCAUGAAAUUGUCCUGGUUGGUGGCUCCACAAGAAUUCCCAAAAUCCAGAAGCUCUUACAGGACUUCUUUAAUGGCAAAGACCUGAACAAGAGCAUUAACCCAGAUGAAGCUGUAGCCUACGGUGCAGCAGUCCAAGCAGCCAUCCUCAUGGGCGACACCUCAGAGAAUGUCCAAGAUCUGCUGCUGCUGGAUGUCGCUCCCCUGUCUCUGGGCAUUGAAACCGCAGGCGGUGUUAUGACACCUCUGAUAAAGCGAAACACCACAAUCCCCACAAAGCAGACUCAGAUCUUCUCCACAUACUCAGAUAACCAGCCAGGUGUAUUGAUUCAGGUAUUUGAAGGCGAGAGAGCCAUGACCAAAUGCAACAACCUUCUGGGCAAAUUUGACCUCACAGGUAUCCCUCCAGCUCCCCGAGGUGUUCCACAGAUAGAGGUAACAUUUGAUAUUGAUGCCAACGGCAUUCUAAAUGUAUCCGCCGUGGACAAAAGCACCGGCAAAGAAAACAAAAUCACCAUCACCAAUGACAAGGGCCGCCUUAGCAAAGAAGAGAUCGAGCGGAUGGUGCAGGAUGCUGAGAAGUACAAGGAUGAUGAUGACAUUCAGAGAGACAAGGUUGCAGCAAAGAACACGCUGGAGUCCUAUGCCUACCAGAUGAAGAGCAGUGUUGAGGAUGAGAGUCUGAAAGGUAAAAUUAGCGAAGAGGAUAAAAAGAUGGUCAUUGACAAGUGCAACCAGACGAUUUCCUGGCUGGAGAACAACCAGCUUGCAGAGAAAGAUGAGUAUGAGCACCAGCAGAAUGAACUCGAGAAGGUGUGCAGACCAGUUGUGACAAAGUUGUACCAGGGAGCAACACCAUCAGGAAGCUGCGGCGGCCAGGCAGGAGGAACCUCCCAGGGCCCUACUAUUGAGGAAGUGGACUAAAGCUAUUCACCUCAGCAUAUCACACUCAUGGGAAAAUUUACAACUGCGGUUUAGUAAAAAUAAAUGAUUUCAAUGUUGUUUCCUUUUCUACAAUAAAUUCUAUAAAAGCA